UUUGUAAUGUUGGUAGCAACGCGUACGGACAGUUUGGCAUUUUGUGAUGUGAGAUUUUGUUAAAAGUUUUUAUUAUGGUCUAAUUAAUAUAUAUUGAGAUUAUAUAUACAUGCCAGUUUUAUUAACAAACAAAACUACAUAAAAGUCUUCCCUAUUGGUUCAUAGUGCAAUGAGAAAGAAGCUCACAUCUUUACGAAUUAGCCUAUUAAAAAUUUGGUUAAGAGAUGAAAAUAAAAAAUGAUGGAAUGCAAAUAAAAACAUUAGAACAUAUGUGAUGUGAAACAUGAAUUAGUGAUCUUUUAAUGAAUUAUUGAUUCCAACGUAUAGUGAAGUGUACUUGAAGGUCCUCGAUCAUAAUUUUUGAGGAAUCUGAAGAUAAGUGUAGAGUGAUCUAAUAAAUGCAGCAUGAAUAGUACAGAUUUUCGGUAGAAGUGCGACAUGAUCAAAGAAAAGCACGAGAAGGGCUCCGAUAGCGUCAAAGAAGAGCCUGGUAGUUCUGAAAAGGAAAUUCCCAAUGCUGAUGUACAUGUAAAAAAGGAGGAAGAUGCUACAGGAAGUGCAUGUCCAAUCAAAAAAGAAUCCAGUCGCCCUAUUACUAAAAAUGGGGGCCUCAUUGGUUCCACUAAUACAGGAUCCUUGCAAACAUCAUCUGACAGAAAGCCUGAUAAUGAAGAAACACCUUCUGCUUCAGAAAAUUCUAUAAAAACCGAAGAACAGUUACAACAGGAUAUACCUGCUGAAACUUUUUUGGGAUUGCCUGCUCCACAACCCCCUGACGGGGUGCAGCCGUUAAUCAGCAAUGUUAUUAAUAAACAACCGAGUACUAUGGAGCCCUAUAUGCAACAACAGAGUCAAAUAUUUGUGUUCUCAACCAUGUUGGCGAAUUCUGGAGCAGAAGAAGUCUUACAAGGCAGAUAUCCUUCAAUAAUAGCGUAUCAUUGUGCCCAGCCAGGUACUAAAAAAUACUUGGAGAAAAAUCCAUUGAAAGUUACACAGUUCAGGCCAAAUCCUACUCAGUGGUUGAAUAAUAUAGCGAUGAUGAAAAAUAAAGGUUGCACACGUAGUUCACUAGGUCCCAAAACUCAACCAUCAAUUGAUUCUUUUUUGAGUCCCGAAGGGUUAGAUGAAAUGGUUGCAUUGACUGAGGAUUUGACGUGGGAUCAGAAAAAUAAUCAUUUAGAUAGUUUAGAAGGUGUCAGUAAUGGUCUACCAGAUGUAGGACCAGAUAUGGAUGCCUGUAGCCCUUCCUUAUCAAAUGUGCCCUCAUUACAGGGUGUUAAAGUGCCUGAUGAAAAUCUUACCCCUCAACAACGUCAACAUAGAGAAGAACAACUAGCUGCUAUCAGAAGAAUGCAACAAAUGCUUUUUCCAGAGAGACAAUCCAUGGAGGAGCAAAAUAUGACUAAUGUUUCUAAUGUAGAAAGUGGUAACUCUUCAUUAGAUAUGCAUAGGCAAAUGAAUCAGCCCCCAACAAGUACAGGACAGCAACCAGUAUCUGCACAGAUGGAGUGGCAAAAGUUACAAAGUCAGUUUUUCGAAGAUAGAAAAAUUAAACCUCCGGAUAAUCGAAUGUGUAGCAAUCAAGUAGUGCCAGUAGGCCCUGUCAGUUCAGGCCCUUCUUCAUGUUCCGGAACACCAGGCGGGGGUGCUCUGAGGGGAGCUCAAGGCUCUGGACAAAGACUACAAGGACCACCACCUCCAUAUCAUCAGACACAGAGAUCUGCAAGUGUUCCAAUUGCACUUCAGAGCCCCUCACCCGCAUCUCCUAAUAAUCCUACAUCAAAUUUAUCCCUUCCCUCACCUAGGGCUUCCUCUGCUCUAAAUUCCCCAGCCGAUUCUAAUAGACCUUUCGGUCUUAAUAGACACAUGAGUACAGGACAAAGUCCAACAUCUCAAGACUCCCCCUCAGCCCCUAGACUGAAUCAUAGUAAUCCCGGAACACCAGUUUCAUCACACCUAUCGCCUAGUAUAAGCAGUAGCACAGCAGAACCAUGUUCAACACAUCAGUCUUCAGUGGAUGGAAUGUUUGGCAGGACCUUGCAAUCCAUGGCACAACAGAAACAACAGAUGAGCACUUCCACCACAACCUGUUCAAGUUCGGCAUCAACAAAUGUUAAAGAACCCAACCUCAUGCCUGUACCAUCACCUCAACAAAUACAGUAUCUGAAUACAUUUGAGGGGCAAGAAUUGAUCAUUCAAAAGCAGCCCAACACUAGCCUUAAAGAGGGAAACAUCAUAUCAUCAUCGGCAUUACCUCCAACAUCUACGAUGGACAAUGCAUUUCCAGGCAGCUCGACCGAUAUGGGUCACUCAAGGGUUUCAGGGCCAAACACCCCUACAUCCAUGGAUGUCGGACCACGUUUCCCACCUACACCCUCGGAAGGGUGUCGGUUUCAGAUCCCCAGCCCACACACGCCAACUGCAGCAAAUACAGGGGGUGACAAAUCCCAGCGACUGACUGCCCCUGGUCCUACAUCUGCACCAGGAAUGAGCCCUCAAACCGUACCAGGCCCCACGUCUGAUCCCCUGAAGAACGACCUCUUCCCCACUCCAAGCCCACAUAUGAUGGAUGUAACACGUUUUCCUGGACCUAACAAUUCACCGGGCGCCAAAAUAGGAGGCGGUUUUGUAAAUGUUUCACCGCCUGGCAAGCCUAGCCCCAUGGACCUUCCCAAUUACAGUUGCGGAAGGGGAGAUAAUAUUCCACUCAACCCAAAUUGUACAAGUAGUAUGUCAGGGAACCCGAAAGUAUCCCAUUUUGACCCGAUAUCCUCUUUGGCACAGAUGAGUCAACAAUUAACGAAUAGUGUAGCUAGUUCUUUAAAUGGUCAGGGAAACCAGGGUCCUGGUAUGAUGAACUUUGGAUCUCCUUCUAUGCACAUGAUGGACAUGGCGUCGUGUCAUGGUAUGCCUGAUAUGGAUCAAGGUGGAGGCAUGAUGGGAAUGCCUAUGCAAGGCCCACCCCACAGUUUCCAUCCGAAUUCGCCAAUGGGUCCUAUCCGCUCUCUAUCCCCCAAGUUGCCAGGUGCCUUUCCCAAUCACAUGCCUAUGCCCAGGAUGAUGGGACGUCCCCCAGGUCCGAAUCCUUACAAUGGAGCUAAUGUCCAGGUUAAACCUAAUGCACCUAACACAAUCCAGUAUUUACCUGCUAAACCUCAGGGUAAUAAUCCAGGUCCAAGGGGGCCGCCAAGCUUGGAUUUCCUACAGAGAUUCGCAAACCCCAUGUCGAAUAUGGAGAACAAAAUAACUGGCCAGAACAUGCAUCAUUAUUUUCCAGGCUGCGGGCCUAACAGUGGCCCGAUGCCCCCUCAUAUGGGCCACAUGGAUGGACCCAUGCCACCAGAACUUGGGGGCUCGAUGAUGGGGGGACCCAUGGGUAAUGGUAACCCAAUGAUGGGAGGCAAUAUGGGCAUGCCUGGGGGCAUGAUACCAAUGAUGAGAGGACCUCCUAUGAGACCUUCGGCAAUGAUGAGGAUACCGCAGAUGGGUUUCAACGGUCCACCGGGCCCUGGUCAUGAUGGAAUGUUCAAUCCAGGACCUGGAAACAUGGGAAAUCCCAAUCCACAAAUGUUUGUUGGUGGACCCAAAGGAAGUCCGAUGGGUCUUGGUGCUCCAGAUGCCAGUCAACCCUUGCCUCCUUCAAUGGGACAGAAUAAUAGCUUUAAGAACUCGCCAUUUGUGGGCCCGACUACGGCCGAUCCGAACUACGCUCAGCAGUUUCAUAAUUUCCAACAACAGUUAUAUGCUACAGGCACUCGCACACAAAUGGGAGGUCAGACUAUGGGUCCAGGGCCCCCGCAUCCUCAACAGCCUCCGUAUUUCAAUCCAAAAUAGCUAAUUUGGUGCUGAAUGCGUCAGAGUUUUGUUUAUUUUUGAUAUUAAAAAUACCCUGGCAAUAAUUAGAACUCAAGUUGAGUUUGUAUAUUCUCAUGUUAUUGAGUGGAAUGCAUUGAAGUGCAGUUAAAGGCUCUGCAGCCUCUGUUCGUGUACAAAGCUGCCUGUCUACGCUAUUUUGAAUUUGUAUAUUUGCCAUAAUUAGAGACUAUAGUAUAAUCUUUAAGUGUAGGACUUGAAAAAGUUCUUUUAUGACAGAGGUUUCACUAUUGCUCAUAUUGAUUUGUUUCUAUCCAUCUGUUAUUCGUUUUAUUGUACAUUUUAUGAGUAAUCAUCAAUCAAAUGAUAAUAAAAUUCUAUAUUAUA
Messenger RNA from Coccinella septempunctata (seven-spotted ladybird), 4200 nucleotides. It is a transcript of the gene lgs, whose product is annotated as protein BCL9 homolog. The transcript has 4 exons. The coding region runs from base 439 to 3834 and encodes 1131 amino acids. Lineage: Eukaryota; Metazoa; Arthropoda; Insecta; Coleoptera; Coccinellidae. The record is from RefSeq and is a predicted model, not a curated record.